Messenger RNA from Amoebophrya sp. A25, 1481 nucleotides. NCBI's taxonomy places the organism in Eukaryota, Dinophyceae, Syndiniales, Amoebophryaceae. The record is from the annotation of a GenBank genome assembly.
AUGGUGGAUCGAUUUGGGCGAGUGCACGCAACACCACACCAUAAGGAGACGAGUGUGGAAGCAGCGGAGCCCAGUCCUAAAAGUAGAGGCAAAGCCGCGAUGAAGGAAGUGCCUAGUCCUAAAAGCAACAAAAGGGCCGUUGCAACUCCAGCGAAAAAGGCGUCCGCUGCAGACAUUCCUUCGCUGACAGUGAAGGAAAGGAAGCUAGUCAAGGACGGACUCUACCAGUUAAGGCUGUUGUUUUGGUACUCAUUCUUGGUUUUUGACAUUCUCCAUCUCCUGCGUAUUUGUAGUAGUAGUAGUAGUACUAUAAUCAGGACUUCUUCUGCAUGGAUAUGAAAUUGGAGUUGAGCGACGAGAAGCAAAAGUAGAAGUCCGAUAAUAAAAACAAAAAAGUAGAAACAGACUGAGGCGUAAUCCCGUCUAAGAUUCUGGUUUUUGAUAGGAAUAGGCGAAAACGACGCAUAGAAUUGGACAGUAAUUUACGACAAAAUUAACACAAAAGACCAGAUGCAAGUUAGUCGUAAACUUCUAAUUCAGGCAGCGAGAAACGAAAACUUCAAGGCCGCGUAUUCGUUGAUGUGCUUGCUUGAUUGGACCGAGCGUUGGAAAUUUUUGAUUAAGGCUAGUCGUUGUCAGAGUUACUCUCUGGUGCUUAUGUGAGAUAUCAAUCCCCCUAAGGGCAAUGAUUCCGGGCACCUUGGUGUCAGGAGGCAACUCAGACAUGACCAGGGAGGCCAGUUAGACGUGAGAUGCAUGACCAUGACGAUGAAACCUACUAUGGUUCAAUGACACCCAAGGGCUGACCUCCACUCAAUCACGGAAAAGAAUGUUUAGCUGCCUGGCGCUAAUUUUCCGGACUUUUCUCGGCAUUGCGAUUUUCCAAGAAAUCAUAGUCGUGCACUCUCCUUCCACCCGGAUGCUAAGCCGGACAAUGCGCCAGAGGUUCGCGCCGACAAGCAAAAUAGAUACUUCAUUAAGGCUCAUUAAAGGAUCUCAAAGUCAAAGUAUUCUUGUGAUUCACCUUGUUCACAGGUGUUCAUGUUUUCUCUCGGAGGACGAGGAAGGGUUCGGAGUACGAAAGCUUUGAGCAGAUGGUCUCUGAAGACAAGAAGCAAGCUGACUAAAAGCGUCUUCAGGAAUGUUGUGAAUCUGAUGACCAAUAUGUGGGUAGGAAUUUCAACUUGUUGUUGUGAAAGAAGAAUAUUGUUGUUGUGGUAUGUGGGUAGGGAGUUGUUGAGAAGAAUUUGGAUCAUUUUCUUGAACCGCUCUACCACAUCAUCUACCAGGUAGACCUAAGUACCUCUAAGACUACUCUCGGUCUCUUGAAUGACAGGCCGUAUGGAAAAUUCGGUAGGGAUUCGACAAGGGAUAGCGGUUUGACCCUUAUCAUCAACGCGCUCACGAAACUUCACGAGGAUGCGGAGGAUGCCAAGAGUGGUAGACCUGAAGAAGAAAAGUGGUGGCAUACUUAUGGCUAG